Hyla sarda is the source of this 2795-nucleotide messenger RNA. RefSeq names its product semaphorin 4G (gene SEMA4G). The transcript is spliced from 15 exons. NCBI's taxonomy places the organism in Eukaryota, Metazoa, Chordata, Amphibia, Anura, Hylidae. Gene Ontology annotation, biological process: negative regulation of axon extension involved in axon guidance; semaphorin-plexin signaling pathway; axon guidance. The coding region runs from base 238 to 2727 and encodes 829 amino acids. Gene Ontology annotation, molecular function: semaphorin receptor binding; chemorepellent activity. The record is from RefSeq and is a predicted model, not a curated record.
GCGCGUUGUCUUUGUGAGUCCUGAGGAACCUGCGUAUGUCUUGUAUAGCUUGAUUCGGGCAGAGGAAGCCGGGAGCCUGCCGGGCCGUGGAGACGGGAUUUAUCCGGGAUAUAUCGAGCGCAGAGCCGGUGGUGUGUCCCAGGCUGUACGGAGACGGAGGAAAUUACUGACCCUUGGCAGUAACUGCUCACGUCAUUCCAGCACUGAACAUUGAAUACAAGGAUUUUGUAAGAGAAGAUGAAGAAACGCGUGGCUUGUUAUCUUGUGAUAUUUUGUGCAAUAACUAUUGGAUAUCUGUCUAAGAGGUCAACAGCAGAUUUAGAUGCGACUCCCAGGAUCACGGUGACAUAUAACGAACUUGCGGAUGCAAAAUGGUUUAGCGAUAAUAUGAAGAAUUACAGCACUUUACUCCUGGAAGAUGAGCAUGGAAUUCUGUACGUGGGGGCAAGAGGCGCCAUCUUCUCUCUCAACUCAAGCGACAUUUCUCAAAGGUCUCAAAGAACGAUCCAUUGGGAAGUUAAUGCUGAUGAGACCAAGGCCUGUCAGGACAAAGGCCGAAACAACCAGACGGAGUGUUUCAACCAUAUAAGGCUCUUGCAGAGGUUUAAUGAAACCCACCUGUAUGCCUGCGGAACGCAUGCCUUUUCCCCUCUUUGCUGCUACAUCGAUGUGAAGACCUUCCUCCUACCUGCUACUUUUGAAGAUGGGAAAGAGAAGUGCCCGUAUGAUCCAGUCAUCGGAUACACUGGUCUAAUAAUAGAUGGAGGUCUGUACACCGCUUCUCGCUAUGGGUUUCACAGUGUGCCAGAUAUAAGAAGGAAUAUUGUUCCACAUUCUUUAAAAACUGAAGCAUCCCCCUUGCACUGGCUGAUGGAUGCCGAGUUUGUGACUUCCAAAUUAAUUCGAGAAAGUCUAACUACUACCAUAGGAGAUGAUGAUAAAAUCUACUACUUCUUCAACGAAAACAUCAUGGAAGAAACUUCAGAGUUUCUAGACAAGACCAAAGUAGCAAGAGUAGCUCGUGUAUGCAAGAGUGAUAUAGGAGGCAAGAAGAUUCUGCAAAGGAAAUGGACGUCAUUCCUGAAAGCAAGACUAUUCUGCUCCAGUCCAUACUAUGAAACCUUAAAAAGUGUUUACACCUUGAAUGUGGGCAACUGGGACGGAACCAUCUUCUAUGCAGCCUUUUUUUUCCAAUGGGGAAACAUGAAGAUCUCAGCGGUCUGUCGAUACAGCCUACCUGAUAUUCAGAGAGUAUUUGAAGGCCCCUAUAUGGAAUAUCAAGAUUCCUCACGGAAAUGGACCAAAUAUAACGGAGAAGUUCCAAAACUAAGGCCUGGCUCAUGUAUCACAAAUGAAUUUCGGAGCAGUGGCUACAACUCUUCACAGGAUCUCCCGAAUAAUGUCCUUGAUUUUGUAAAACUCCAUCCUCUGGUAUCUGAGGUGGUCAAGCCAAUUGGAGACAAACAGCUUCUCUCCAAGAAGAACAUUGUAUAUACUCGAAUCGUUGUAGACAGAGUCACAGCUCUGGACAAAGAACAGUAUGAUGUGCUGUUUCUAGGGACAGACAAUGGCUGGAUUCACAAGGCCGUGGUUGUCAACAACAAAGUUCACAUAAUAGAAGAAAUACAGGUUUUUAAAAGGCCACAAGCAAUUGAAAAUAUGGUCAUAUCCAAAAAACAGAAUAAUUUGUAUAUUGGCACCCAGAGCGGAGUCCUCCAGAUACCUCUGUCUGGCUGUAAUCAAUACACGUCAUGCUAUGACUGCAUCCUGGCCAGGAAUCCAUAUUGUGGUUGGGAUGGCAACGCAUGUCGACAACCCCAUACAUCACAAGACUGGGUACAGAUGACGCAGGAUAUGCAGAGUGGUAACAGAGGAUGUAUAAACGACACAGAUGAGGUUCCUCCUUUGAAGAAAAUGCGGGCAGUUUUGAAAGGCGAUGAUGUUUUUCUACAGUGUGACCUCCGGUCUAAUCUGGCUCAGCCACAAUGGUUUGUAAAUGGCACAGACCCAUUGGAGAGCGGUAAUGCUCAUUUUAGAGUGGGCAUCGAUGGACUUCUCAUCACGGAUGCGCUUCUAGAACACAGCGGUGAAUAUAGUUGUUACUCCGAAGAGAGCGGAUUGCAGGCCAUAGUGACUUCAUAUAAUGUUAGCGUUUUGUUGGAGUUACCGAAAGGGAUGAUCUACUCUGAACCGACUCCCAUUGUCCAGUUGCCAACACCAGCACCGCACGGCUCUUCCAAGUUGGAGUUUGUGUACAUUUCCGUAAUAACUAUCCUUGGUGGCUUAUGCCUUGUUCUAUUUAUUGUAUUACUCUAUGUAUCUUGCCAGCAGAAAAGGAAAGGUAAAUACAACACAACCAAUUCCAGAAUGAAUGCUGUAGAACUUCAAACGGUAUCUUCAAACUUCAAAGACAAGUCCGAAGAGAUGAACAGCUAUUCUGAUGGCUGUCUUCAGAUUAUUCCUGGUGAGGCGCCAACUAGUCCUUCAAGCAAAAUAAACCCUCCUCCUCCACCGCCACCUCCACCUCUUCCCUCAGAGUUUACCAAUGGGAUCAGCACCCUUCCCAACAUGCUAAGGAAAAUGAAUGGGAAUAGUUAUAUGCUUUUAAGACAAAAUGAUGAGGCAAGCUCACCAUUGUAUAAUUCCUUUACAGAGGAGCUCAGCAAGAUCCUGGAGAAGAGGAAACAUACGCAAUUGGUUGAAAAGUUGGAUGAAAGUUCUGUUUAGCAAAAACUGCUCAGAGACAGUGAUAUAACACAAUACUACCUCAAUGAACAAUCUUUAUUUUUUUUUUU